CCUGAUGUGUCGUGUGAUUCAUAGGGCCUUUGUGGCUGUAAUAUCACAUCAUGAGUUACCGCUAUGGAUUUUAUCGCCGCCUCAUCCAGGGGCUGUUAAUCUGUGUAGCAGCCUGGACAGGGCUAGAAGGCUUGUUUGUGCAUCAUCGAAUUUCCGCCGUCGAGCAGAUACAGCGUCAAGGGACGCGCCGGGGCGAGCGGAUUUACAUUGCAAGCAUGCACUGGAACAAUGAAGCUAUUCUUCGAAGCCACUGGAACGAUGCCCUGAUCCAGGUUGUCAAAACAUGGGGUGCAGAGAACGUCUUCGUCAGUGUAUUUGAAAGUGGAAGCUGGGAUAAUACCAAGGGGGUUCUCCAGCAACUGGAUAAUGAGUUGGAUCGGCUGGGUGUCCGACGAAACGUCACGCUUUCCGACACAACUCAUCAAGAUGAAAUCUCGGCGCCUUCGAACGAAGGCUGGAUUGACACGCCGCGCAACAAAAAGGAGCUUAGACGCAUACCUUAUCUCGCUCGGCUGCGGAACUUGACAGUGAAGCCUUUGGAAGAUCUGAUACGACAAGGUAUCACGUUUGAUAAAGUUCUUUUUUUGAAUGAUGUGGUUUUCACGGUUGAAGAUGUGCUGUCCUUGCUAAACACGAACGACGGUCAGUACGCAGCAGCUUGUUCUCUGGACUUUUCGAAGCCGCCUCAAUAUUACGAUACAUUUGCUCUGCGUGAUUCCGAGGGGAGCGAGACCGUGAUGCAGAAAUGGCCUUACUUUCGCGCUGCAGCUUCGAGAAACGCGCUCUUGGCAAUGUCCCCGGUGCCUGUCAGAAGCUGCUGGAAUGGCAUGGUGGCCAUGCCGAUAGAGCCAUUUGUGUCAGAUAAACCAUUGCGAUUUCGAGGUAUUCCUGACUCCCUUGCGCUUCAACAUCUCGAGGGCUCCGAAUGUUGUUUGAUUCAUGCGGACAACCCUCUCUCAAGUACGAGAGGCGUCUAUCUCAACCCUAACGUUCGUGUCGGCUAUAAUGCACAAGCAUACGAUUCUGUUCACCCUGCUUCCGCCUGGAUAGGGCUGCAAAGUGUAGCUAUAGCGCUCUGGGAAAACAGAUUUCGACGCUGGGCUACGACAUCGCUUCUGAAGAGAUUCGUCGUUCGGAAACGAGUGAAUCGUUGGAAAGCAGACCUCGACGACAGAGAGGAACCUGGAGAGUUCUGUUUGAUCAAUGAGAUGCAAGUUCUCAUUUCCAAUGGUUGGGCACACGUGUGAUACAUCGGUAGUCAUGAUGUUGCUUCUUUCAGGACUUUUGAUACAAACCAUGGCCUAAGAACUACCGUAAUCACAUUCCUGUACCUAAACACAAGGAAGUGCUUUGCAAGUGAAUAGCUCUCGCGGCCUUGACCAGGCGCUUAACGAGGGAUAUGGGCGCUCCCCCUUUCCUUGUCAAGCCAUCGGCGAUUCUAUUUAUACGCUCAAUGUCAGGAUCUGCCUAGGCUUUGGGCGUUUAUUGAUGUUGCCUCCGAUAAUAUUUUCAGUCGCCUUUUGUGGGCGACUUCUUCCCUGUUCGUGGCCAUGGAAUUGUUUGGCGCAGAUCAAGCGCUGGCUGUCAUAAGGCUGGGGUUGAACUGAGUGUGGUGUCUAAUAGAGAAUCGGAUUCGCACGUUCAAAUCAUAUACAUGAACAUAGACAAUUGAGGUUUCUCG
This is a messenger RNA of Aspergillus steynii IBT 23096, 1681 nucleotides long. Its product is annotated as glycosyltransferase family 69 protein. The transcript is spliced from 3 exons. The record is from RefSeq and is a predicted model, not a curated record. Bases 51 to 1247 code for a protein of 398 amino acids. Lineage: Eukaryota; Fungi; Ascomycota; Eurotiomycetes; Eurotiales; Aspergillaceae.